AUGCGACUGUGGUGUCUCAUUGUGAAGUGUGUCUGUAUAUUGUACGUGUUAUUUAAAAGAGAACAACACCUACGUAAUCUAGUCAAGAAUUUAUACCAUUGUUUUUGUAAUAACAGCUUUUGGUACUGUUGCACUGUUGUAGGUAAGUUGUAUCGUUAUUUUCAGGUGAUCAACUUAACCUUGAUGGAAUACGAUAUAGGGUGGUGAAACUUUGAAGAACCCUUAGAGCAUCGCACAACACAUCACUUACUAAUCUUUCGAUGGUGGUGGUGUCACGGGAAUGCCCCCAAGCGCCCUCUGUCUGGUUGAUGGCUGCCCCACUCCAAUGCAGGUGUCCCCCGUUGUCUAUACGUCGCUCGCAAUCGGUGCUAGUCAGACUUUCGUUAGAUGACACCGGCGCACGCCUGCAGCAAGUGCAGACCGAAUUUGACCUGCUCAAAAACGUCUACUUUUGUCACGGCAGGACAUCCGUGGCUCUGAUCUGAAUCUCUGCAUGCUAGGCAGAGAUUUUUAAUACAAAACACCGCGGAACGGCACCUUGAAACGCCAAUGAAGGUACCUCCAUAUCAAUCUGGCCCAUUCUUCUCAUAGAGGAUUUGACGUAAUACUACCAGACGAAGCUUACAAGAUGGUACAGCAAUCGUACCGCUUCCUCUUAAUCCACACGAUGACCAUAGACGACUGCGACCGCGAGAUUCAAGCUCAAUUCAUUCACGCCCUCACCUCCGAUCUGGUUGUCAGCCGAUUGCUGGGUAGACGUGUCAGAGCUAGGCCACGCCUACCUAGCGGGAGGGACACUGGUGGAAGGAGCCAGAAGGCGUGCGCGGACCUUAAGCAGACCAUGAAGAGGGUCAUAGAUGGCAGGCAUCGGGUUAAGCAUCACCUGAGGGCCGUACAAAUUACGCCUCAGGUUAGCAAUCAGCUUGCAAAAAUAGAAAAUGGAAUUACUGGAAAUCAACUGGCUUCCCACAUCAUACAAGCACCGGUGGUCAAGCCUUUUGUGGAACGAAAUGAUACAGUGGUGUCUAGUGCUGUUCAGCCAAACCAGCUGUCCCAGAAUUCCACGCCAGACGACACGAUCCAGUGGCUGUCUGCGAACAGAUUCGAGAAAUACGUCGAAACAUUCGAGAGAUUCUCGGGCGACGACAUGCUGCGUAUGUCGCGCGAAGAUCUCCUCCAGAUCUGCGGGGACGCGGAUGGGAUCAGGUUGCAUAAUGCACUCCAUUCCAAGACAAUCGCCCCUAAGCUGAAACUCUACAUCUGUCUAGGCGAUUCGACCGUCUACACAGCAAUCUUCUUACGCCAACACAGCAGUUGCGAACUGCUCGCGCAACUAAUUGCCAUAGCCGGUGUAACGGCCGACAGAGUGCGCGAUGUGUACGUCGAAGGCCCUCACGCUAUCCACGUGCGGUUGACAGAUGACGUGUUGCGACACGUGCACGACGAGGCGAUGUUCUCAUUAGAUGUUGUCGCGCAGGAUGGUGGUGGGUGGGUGAUGGUGCUGAAAAGGGCGGCUAAGUAGGGUUUUAGGUGGUGUGCAGUGUGUUACUGUGAGCAUUAUUCAAUUAGCCAUAUAAGGAUCUGCCCUGGACUUGGGACUGCUAGCCCAGCGACGAGAAAUUUAGUAAAGAGGGACUUUGAAUAAUCGCGCACCUGGGCACACAGUACCGAGCCCUUCAUACAUGAUCUUGAUAAGAAUGUGCCUUGUCAAACUUGAUGUGUUGAGUCCCUGGGUCAUUUUAAGAAAAAAAAACUUUUGAAUAGACAUAAGUCCAGAAAUGAUUUGUUCGUCCACGUUUUUUUUUUGAAAAUCCGUCUUCUCGGAAAUUUUUUUUUUGUUUUUAUGCAUAUUAUUCAAAAGGACCAUUUUCCAUGAAUCAGCAUGUUGCCAUGCUCUAAAAACAUUUCUUUAAACGAAUUCCAAAAUUUGUUCUUUUCGCUCGGGCAUUUUUUUUGAUUUUUUGGGUUAUUCUGAACAAAAAAGGUUCAUAUGAACUAUUCUCUAAAGUUCAUUGUUUUCUGGAUAUCGAGAGUUAACCGAAUUAAUAUUUGUAAAAAGUGCCAUUUUAGACGCCGAAAAACUGUAUGGAAAAAGAAAAAUUUGAAUGUUGCCAAAGUUCCUAAUAUUCUUCAAACAUCCAUUAACAAAAUGCGGAUGCGAAGAUACUUCAUGGACUAUUUGUCGUAAACAUCCUAAUACUAAUAACUCUGUAGCUAAUUCUCUUAAAAUAUGAUAUUUAGAAGAUACAGGCGUAUUGCCCAUAAUUUAGAUAAUAUCGAAUAAAAAAGCGCAUCAGUAAAAUCCACAGCCCCAAAGCGAAAAAAAUUAACGGAUUUAAAUCUGGUCAUCCAGAUGGCCAUUUCAAUGGUUUUAAAAAUCGUUUUUCUUUAACGAUUGUUGCGAAUUUUUCUUCAAAUCGUCUACUAAUACAUACUGCAUUCAAUCAAACUUUAAGAAAUUUUUUUUAGAAAAGAGGUUUUAAAAAAAAAACAUGUUUCCUUUGUGUUUAAAACGGAGCUCAGUUUACAUGAACUUGAUUUGUAAUUACCCAAUCACCCUAGUUUGAACAGGUACUUCAUCAACGCGUUGUAUAUUCAUUGUUAAGCUCAAAUUGUAUACUGUUUAUGGUAAUAUAUUGUACAAGAUGAAUUAACUGCAUGUUAAAAAAGUAGUCAAGUGUUGGUGUAAGUCGUCCGCACAACGGUAGUAGAAGAUACCUUCAAAAUAACUUAUAUAUAUCCAAUCGUUACGUCACUGGAUAUUUUGCGAUGAAGUAUUGAAUAUACACGAUUUUUGCAGCAGCUUGAACUCAUUUUGAAGGUAUUUUAGGGUCACAUUUAUAGGCGUUUCUUGAGAUUUGGGUGCCGUUUGAGGAACGAUCUAUCCUUGGAUUUCAAACAAACAACGAUUCCUUGAGGGAUGUUCAUAUUUUGGGAAAUAUUCAAGAUAUUAGAAAUUUGCACGUUUUUGACAUUUCCAAAAUGUUCAAAAAUAUCAAUUUUUUUAUUAACAACAAUUCCAGAAUCUUUAAUACUUUCAACAUAUUCAAAAUAUUCAAGACUUUCAAUAUUUCCAAAAUAUCAAAAAACUAGAAAAUCUGGCAAUCCUGAAAAUGUAAAUUUAGAAAAUUUUAAAAAGAUAAAGAGAAAUCAUUCCUGAAACGGCACUGAAUCCACAAGGAACGUUUAUAAAUGCUACCCUUAAUCCCCUAUAACAUUCUGCACACCAUUUAUAUCAGUACCCCACACUUCAUCCCUUUAUAAAAUAUAAAAGUUAACACUUAGGACAGUUCCUGUCCUAACGUUUUGCGACAUUGAUCAGCCAAGGUCCAUUUAAUGAUAAUUUGCUACUUACGUGUCUGAAGCAAAAUUGGUCCACUACGGUAGAACUCGGUUCACCAAAAAGUAUUUGUUCGCUUUUGAACAAAUUUUUUUGAUAUAAACUAGCAGUGUAGCUUUUGUCCAGCCAACCAUGGACAGCUGUUUCAUCAGUAACAAUGAAACCUGAGCAACUAACCUCUAUUUAGGGUAUAGGGUGUAUCGAAAUAAGACAGUUCAUAGUGCCAUCUUUUACCAGAAUCGAUUCUGGUAAUACAUGGCACUAUGUGCUAUCUUAUUUUGAUCAUUCGAUAUGAUUAUAAAUAUUUUCAAAUUCAGGGUUGAAUUAGUCAACGUGUUCUUGUCGCAUCAAGCAGAAACAGUUGCAAAUUUUUCCUUUGGCAAACCAAAAAAAUUCUGAGGUGGUGGACCAAUUUAGAUCUAGAAUGUACGCAGCCAUUGUUUUUGGAAACGAAAUUUCCGGAAUUUCUUGAAUAGUAGAUUUGAGAGCCUUUCGGCAUUUAUAUCCUGGAUAUUUCUCGCCAUGCUCUUAUAUCUCAAUUCUUAAAGUUUAUUUACGCAAAGUGACGCUUACCAGGUACAUUCAAUAUUGUGAUUCUGCGAUUGGACUAUUCUCAUGGGAAGUUGAUAAAAGAAAGUUGGUAUCAAAAAUACGUCACCGUGUAACUUGAUAGAUUUUAUGUAAGUUGGAAAUUACAUAAUUCUGUAGAUGAUUAGAUAUUUACCCAUAUGUGUUAAGUACAACUUACAUCAAUGGCAUAUAUUUUGAAACUGUUACUUUGUUAAAGUUGGUUUAUACAGUAUUUGCAUGAGUUAUGCAUAUAUAAGUCAUAAUCAUUAUGAGCUUCAAUGUCAACCCUGUUAUGAUUAUGACAAAGGCCUAUGCUUAUGACCAUGUUUAUAACACGUAUAAACGCGUUCAUAAGAAAUGCGCAUUUUAAAUCUUAUGCUUAUGUCAAUAGUUAUGACUAUGACUUAAUAUGUUCUAUAAAUCCACCAGUAUUGAGCAAUUUCGAAACGAUUUAAAGAAAUAUUGUCCAAACUCUAAUCAAUAGGUAGCAAUAUUUAUAUUGAGUGCCUUUACCUUGGUAUAUGAUAAAACCGCAUUUUCGACAUUACUUGUCAAUUUUUAUACAGGUGUUAUCUGUUGCAGUCUGCUUCUUGCAAAUGUAGUUGACAGGGUGUCCAAUAGAUAGCCUGCGCAAACUAUUUCUUGCCUUAAGAGCCAGAGUUGUCUUUUGUGCAACAUGGAGCGUUCUGUAUGAAAUCAUAAGUUCCAUUUUUGCUGGAGAGCAACUGUUUCAUCAGGAUUAUUCAAGAAAUAGUGGCAGAGAGUACGUAUAGAAAAGGAAUUAAGAGUUCCUAUAAAGAUAUGUGCUGAAAUAUCUGUUUUAUCAAGAUACAGGGUGUUGAAAAUAUCUACGCCACUGUUGAGACUGGUUAAGGAUAAGACAUUAUCUCUAAAUAAUUCUAUCUACAAUUUUUAAUGUCAUUACAAACAUUCAAAGUAGGAUGAAUUCAAGUUUUUUCAUGGAUUAUACCCUAAUGUUCAAUCCAGUUUUUCUCUGAAAAUACAAACAUUUCUCAAUGGAGAUAAUUUACGUAAAAUGCAAAACCUCAUCCAAAAAUGCAUUUGAUGAAAAGUCAGUCGGCAUAGAAAACCUGUUUCUUUUUCUUUCUGUAAGUUUUAAAUCUGCAAUUUCGGAAUUAUAAUUUCAAAACUCUGUAUUUCGCUAUGCGGACAUUUCAGUAGCGUUAUUACAGAGAAAAUACUAGAACUGGGGCUAGAAGUUGUGUCAGUGGGUUUAUCAGACUGUAUAUUUUUAGCGGAGUUUCAAAGGUUCUAGUCCUAAUUUGGCAACGUCCUAAUGUGAUCAUAAACCUCUAAAAUUUCUGCCCUUUCAUGGCUGCAAGUGGUUGUUCCAAGAUGGUCUUGCUGACAGUUAACCUCUGAUUUUGUCAUAUAUGAAAAGCUUUACAAACUUAGUGCAAACUUUCUACAUUCUCUGCACAUGAUGAAAGUAAGUGUUUCAAGUUUGUUCAAUAUUUCAGUUGUUCGAAUUCAUGAUUAGUACUCCCAUUUUUAUGCUUCAGUGCCUUUAACGUUGUAUUUUGUGCAAUGAAUAUUAUAGUUCUUUUUGCAUUUUCUACAGAAGUGUAAUAUCAAAUAAAUUGCUAGAUUUAUAUGUGGAUAUUCUUAUUUUCCAAGUUCUAACUUUGUAAAAAGCAUUGUUCUUUGUCAACAUGUCUGUUUUGAACUUGCGUUUUUGAUGCAUGCUCUUGUGGAUCACAAUUAGAAUAUCUUUCAAUCCUGGCACUAUCAUAAGAAUUCUGAAAAUAAAAGUCUUUCAGCAGAGUAAGGGGCUCAACAAUCAUUUAGGCUUAUAUUUUAGGCAUUUUGAUACAUGUUGGAAUAAUAAUUAUGGAUAAUCUCUGUUAUCUACAUGAAAACAACAUGAAAAAUUUCAGAUUUUACAUCGAUAAUCUAUUUUCACAAUAUCAUUUCAUUCAAAGUCCCCGCCAGGCUACAAUAACAAUAACGACUAUACUUGAAGCCCCCUUUCUCGUCCUCAAAAGGGAUCAGAUCCAUUUACCUAUUUUUAAAUCAUCAGAAAUGACCAAAAGUCUGCUGUCAUUUCUACAGCAACUUGUUACUUUUGGAACUACUUUUUGCCCACUUUUCUCUAACUACCCUGAAGGAGAGGGGGAAAUUGUGGAAAUAAAAGUUUGUUCUCCAGCUAAAAUGUAUUAUGAAUAAAUUAAAAAUGGUGAUGAGAUACCUGUAAAAAGUGGGAGAUUAUAGUUUUUUUAUCUAAAAGAGUAUUUCAAGCAUAUAACAGUAACUGUAAAGCAAGAUAUCUUCAUGAUUACAUGAGUUGUUACUCUAUUGAAUUCCGUCGUCGUUUUUGAGUUGAAGCAUUAACGUUAUUCUACCUUAAGAUAUUAUAAUACUAUUGCGCAACCGAAAAAUUAUCUGAGAUGAAAUAAGAUAAUGGAGUGUCAUCUAUAAGAAUUUGUCACAGCCAUCUUUCUUCUAUCCGCAGUAAUUAGGAAUCUACUUUGAAAAGGUUGGUGUCUUGCUAAUGGCGCGGUAGCUGUAUACUCAUAUAUAGUUGGACUGUAGCGUCAUCUACGAGAUACUAACAUUUUAAAAGUAGAUUAGUAAUUAUUGUGGAGAGGAAAAAUAUGUGACAAAUUCACAUAUAUGAUACUAUGGUAUCUCUUUACAUGUCGGGUAAUUUUUCGGGCGCCCCAAUAUAGUAUUAGGUUGGCUACCUUUAGGUAGAAUAUGUUAAUCAAUUGUUGUAACAUUAGCAGAAACUGAAUUUUAUCAAGCAUUGAUAACCACCUUUAUAAAAUAGUACUUUCUAUUGUUUUAAUGUUUUCUAACCUUCAUUAGUUAGAUUUUAAGUGUUAGUGAGACAAAUAUACCUCAGAUUCGAGUUGUACCAUCAUUUCAUUAAUCCAGUUGUUCAGUGCAUGGCGUCCUUAGUACAACUUACCAUGUUGGCAUUUUUCUCACCAUGCUACAUUACUAUAACGUUUUAGAAAUAACAUUUUUCACGAUACUUUAUCAGGAUUAAAUUUACAAACAAAUAACAGAUAAUUAUCUAGUGACAUUCAUAUCGUCAAGCGACAUACAACUCUGACAGAUGUAUAAACAGUGCCUUAUUAAGAGGGUGUGCCCGUUUUUUUGUUUUUUUUUCAUACUUAGGAUAGGCUAUCUAUCGGGCUGUUUUAGAAAAAAAUGAAUAGAUGGAUUUUACAACGAAGUUUUUGUUGAAGGUGUAUUCGUCUAGACUCUAGAGGCAAAAAAAUCUUGUUGAGUUACUUUUUCAUUGAAUACAUGCUGGGUAAAUCACUAUUUCGCAUAUAUUCAGCAAACUAUUGACUAUUUGUCCGGGUGGUCUAAAGAAGAAUGGUAGAGGAUGAAACGACCUUUAAAAUGUGAUAUCAUAAUAUGUUCAAUAUACUGCAGCGGCUACGCCGCUAGACACAUUUAGUUUGAAUUAUACAUGUUCAGAAAAUGUUGAGCAUUAUUGAUGACAUUUUUUCUGAGUAAUCACAAGGAUAAGUAUUACCUAUAAUUUAAUAUUUUCUGUUGUUGCUUUGGGAAAAUAUUAAUUUAAAAAUAAGCGGUUUAUAAGGACUCAUUUUGAAGGUAUUUUGAUGUUUCCUCUGAAGCAGCUUCACUGAUUCUUGAAUUUUUUUUUAAAUAUAUGUUAAAACCUUGACAGUUAAUAAGAAAUUUAUCUUGCAUUUUUUUUAUCACCACAUGAUAAACCUUUUCAUUUACUCUCAAGAAUGUGUUUCUGUCGUAAAAUCCAUCUAAACAUUUUUUGCGGAAAGCCUAGAUACCUAACCUAACAACGCAUGUAUGUGAUUUGGUGUAAUUCGUAUAUUUUAUUGUCAAAAUUCCCAGUUAGUAAAAAUAUGUGAAAAUAAAUUUUCUUCGGUAUUUGAUCUAACUACGUUCCUGAUUUUUGUCAGAUUCGUUAUAGCAAAUCAUUCAAAUUUGACACCCAGGUGUCACUUGCUGAUCAGCUUAAUGGACGUCAAAACGUAAUGGGAUAUCGUGAAAAAUAGAUUAUUUCAUCAAAGAAUGUUUGUAAGUUUCCAGUUUCAAUAAACAUGUAGCAUAUAGAACUCCAUCUGUAGACGACUUAGAUAUCAGUCAACAUCAAUCGCAAUAAUGUUAAGAAAUCUUUCAUGAUGCUUGCAUGUUUUAAUUUUACGUAUAAUUUGAAUCAUUUUGACACUCGACUCAAUAUUCCAAUAAAUGUUUCGUGUCGAAAAACCAUUCAUUUUAUUUAAACUUAAGAGAGAUAUAUAUGUUCGUUGUUAAUAGAAAGCAGUUUGUUCUAUGAAGUUUUGGAUGUGGCUUGCUUUUAUUGUGACCAGAUCUCAAGUUUUCUAAAAAAUUUGUUAUAACAUUUUCAUUUUGGACCCAAAAAUUAGUUUUAUAAGAAGCUUCUAUAUUAUUAAAAGGGACGCUAAGGUUGACAUAAUGUCAGUCAAACCAAUCCGAUAAACUUCAUUCCUGGUCUGCAUUGCAAACAAGCCAAUGUUUCUGGUCACUAAUUAUUUUUUUAGUAUAUUCCUUGCCCUAAAUGUUUUACAUAAUGUCGUGAAUUUAAAUCACAUGAUACCUGUUUGGUAGCAUCAAUUUAAAAUAUUGUCCUUUAAAUCUGGGAAACAAUAUAUGCAUUAGUUUUUUUAACAUCCUAUUUUUUAUGAAGAUUUUUUAAAAUUUCAUUUAUAAGUAGCUCACCUUGAACAAUUAUUUUAUGCAUUUCUUUUUUCAUUUAAAGUAUUUCACUCAGGCAUUUGAAUAUGUAGAUAUCUCAGUCUAGGUUGCUGACCAUAUUUUUGAAUAAUAUGUAGUUUUGUAGUACUGAGUCCAGAAACUCAGAAUUAAGUGUUUAAUUAUGUCAUGAACAAUAUUUGAGAAAACAAAAAUGAAUUAUGAUUGAUAAAAGGUACAAAUAAUAAAUAUAUAGAUACGUUUAUGUACAUUGUAAGAGAUUCAUGUAGGCAGAAUAUUAGCGUUAAAGCCUCAGAAUAUAUCCCUUUAUUAUGCCUUUUAAUUGUUAUGUAAAUGUGCCAUAAUAAAGAAUAUUCAUGAAAACGUAAUAUAUUUUCAUUGGGCUGUUUGAGC
Acanthoscelides obtectus is the source of this 8998-nucleotide messenger RNA. NCBI's taxonomy places the organism in Eukaryota, Metazoa, Arthropoda, Insecta, Coleoptera, Chrysomelidae. The record is from the annotation of a GenBank genome assembly.